AAAGAAAAACAAAGAAAGAGAAAAUGAGCUUUCACAGCUUUCCCCAAAGUCCCAUUUCGCCACACACAUCCUCUCUUCACACUGUCACCGGCGCGUUCACCGGAAACCACCGCCGGUCUCUUCAUCGCCUCUGCCCGAGACUAUCUUCAGAGCAUAAACUGAUUAGCUCAGUGGGUCUUCUUGAAUCAGCGAUUCCGGGUAUUUUCGGGCAGCGAGCUCCGCAAUAAAGGUCAGGAACUCAUCAUGGUAAGGAAGAAAGAUCCAUUUUGGCAUUAUGUAGAACCUGUUGCAGAAGGCCGAUUCAAAUGCAAAUAUUGUGGACGAGAUUUCGCGGGGGGUAUUCCAAGAGUCAAGUCCCAUUUAUCUGGUGUUAAAGGUCGUGACAUUGAUAUAUGCCUUAAGGUCCCCAAAGAUGUUCAGGCUGCUGCCCGUGAAGCAAUUAACGGGGUCAAAAGGAAACAAAAGGCUGAAGCCUCUUCAGAUGAUGUUCAGAUCUCUGCUCUAGAUGCACCUAAUGGAACAAAUAAGAGACCCAAAAUUGAAGCAUGCUCGGGUACCUUUGAUGACAAUUUCUCCAAUGUGCAUGAGAAGAAAGACGGCCACAUGUUGGAUAAUUUGCUGGCGAAGUUUGCUUUGUUGAAUGAUAUUGAUUGCAAUAUUAUCCAGUCCCCUUCUUUUGUCGAAUUCAUGAAUGCUCUGGUCGAAUUUGGAUAUCGCUAUAACCUACAGAGCUGUUCGAAGCUAAAGACCAAGCUUAUUCCUAAUUUUUGGAUGGAAGUUGCUGCAUAUGUGAAAAAUCUGAAAAGUUCAUGGGAACGGGCUGUACCCUAAUAAGUGACAUUAGGUGCAAUGAUAUCGAGGGCAAAUUCCAUAUCAACAUCAUAUCCCAGCGUCACUUAUUAGGGUACAGCCAGUCCGUUUCCAUGAACUUUUCACAUUUUUCACAUAUGCAACAACUUCCAUCCCUAAAUUAGGAAUAAGCUUGGUCUUUAGCUUCGAACAGCUUGGUAGGUUAUAGCUAUAUCCAAAUUCGACGUUGAGGGUAAAAUCAAAUACAAUGAAAACACUUGACAGGAGGCCAAUUGAUCUGAAAGAACUUGGUAAGCUUAAGUUGAUCAGUGAGAACUCUGCUGAUGGAUUACCAAAUGACCUGAAGAUCCUACGCCUGAACGAACCGCAAAACAACAGAUGGUGCAUUGUCAAGGCUAGAAUUAAUUGUCUCUGUGCUGGAAGGUGACUUUAAUGAAGAAGGUGAAACUGAUUGGGCACAAGAGUACUUCCAGAGUAAUGAAAUAACCUCAAUAAUCCCACUCAUGGCUGGAAAUCUUCAUGUGGUCCUUAAUGGAGGGAUGGGAACACUUGGGGAUAUCACCUUUUAUGAAGAAUCUAGCAUGGCAAGAAACGGGACAUUUAGACUUGGAAUCAAAACUAGUGGAGAUUGUUGUGAAGGAUUCCGCAUUCGUGAGGGCAUAUCCAAUGCUUUUGUUGUGAAGGCUAUUGAGGCUGCCAGGUGGACCAACUGAGCCUCUUAUGGUAUGCUUCUUCCUGACGAUUGGCAUUCUCCGUGCAACUUGCAAGAAUCAUCGAGUGUUCCUGUGACGGGAAAUUGUAAUGGGAUAUUCGAUGACGGGUUUCUCUGGUUUUUGGAUGAAUCUGGAACUGUAUACAAGCAUCACCAGCAGGAGUACUACUUCAAAUCAAAGCAGGCAGCAACAAGAUGGUUUAAGCUGAAAGCCGUCUUGCAGUGGGCAAUUCUGAGGAGAAUAAUUAUGAGGAAGAGGGCUCGAAGAAUGGUUUUGAAGAGCAGAGUUGCGAAGCGAUUAGUCAGCACUGCAGGUCAGAAUUGGAAUGUCAAAGAACACAAGCCUGGUCCAGUAACCAGCCCCACACAGAUGUAUUUUACGUGCAAUCAUGAACAUGAAGAUGAUGAGAAAGAUGGAAAACUGAAUCCUAUCUAUUCAAGUGACAGAGACACUGUCCCAUCAAAGCUGGAUACAUCAGGAAUAGGUCAAUCUUUAACUCUCUUCCCAACAUUACUCACUGGAGAUGUUAUCGAGGCAGAGGAGGUUCUCAGUCCUCAUAUGGCCCCUCAAAUGAGCCCAAUCAAAGCUACGAAACAGGUCUGUCACCGGCGCGUUCACCGGAAACCACCGCCUGUCUCUUCAUCGCCUCUGCCCGAGACUAUCUUCAGCAAUUCCGGGUUUUGUCGGGCAGCGAGCUCCGCAAUAAAGGAACUCAUCAUGGUAAGGAAGAAAGAUCCAUUUUGGCAGUAUGUAGAACCUGUUGCGGAAGGCCGAUUCAAAUGCAAUUAUUGUGGACGAGAUUUCGCGGGGGGCAUUCCAAGAGUUAAGUCUCAUUUAUCUGGUAUUAAAGGCCGUGACAUUGAUAUAUGCCUGAAGGUCCACGAAGAUGUUCAGGCUGCUGCCCGUGAAGCAAUUAAUGGGGUCAAAAGGAAACAAAAGGCUGAAGCCUCUUCAGAUGAUGUUCAGAUCUCUGCUCUAGAUGCAACUAAUGGCACAAAUAAGAGAUCCAAAGUUGAAGCAUGCUCAGGUAACUUUGAUGAUAAUUUCUCCAAUGCGCAUGAGAAGAAAGACGGCUGCAUGUUGGAUAAUUUGCUGGCGAAGUUUGCUUUGUUGAAUGAUAUUGAUUGCAAUAUUAUCCAGUCGUCUUCUUUUAUCGAAUUCGUGAAUGCCCUGCUCGAAUUUGGAUAUAGCUAUAACCUACCAAGCUGUUCGAAGCUGAAGACGAAGCUUAUUCCUAAUCUGGGGAUGGAAGUUGCUGCAUAUGUGAAAAAUGUGAAAAGUUCAUGGGAACAGACUGGCUGUACACUAAUAAGUGACAUUUGGUGCGAUGAUAUCGAGGGGAAAUUCCAUAUCAACAUCAUUUCCCAGUGUCCAGCAGGGUUAGUGUUAUUGGGUACAUUUGAAGUUUCGAAGAAUGAUUUAUCCAGUACCUAUUUUAAGGAAAUCAUUUCUUUUGUUAUUCAACACAUCGGGCCUCAAAGAGUCCUACAAUUCAUUCAAAGUGAUGCUCAACAGGUGGAGUUGCCUGGGCCUUUACUCCAUAAGGGCUUUAACCAUAUAUUUAUGACUCAUUGUGCUGCUUGUGAAAUCCAGUUGCUCUUUGGGGAUAUCUACACUGGAAUUGAAUGGGUUCGAGCGACAUUUGAUAGAGCUAAUUUUGUUGUAGAUGUCGUGUACGAGCAUUAUGCCGUUUUGUCACUGGUAAGAAAGUAUACCAACAAGAAGGAAUUGAAACAACCUCUUUUGACUGAGUUUUCCUCAAACUAUGAAAUGCUCCAAUCAUUCGUUGAAGUUAAAGAUCAGUUACUUCUACUUGUGAAAUCUUCCGAAUGGUAUACAUCUGAUUGUGAUGCAGAAGAAACAAGAAGACAGAUAGCCGAAACAAUUCAGAACGAGAACUUCUGGGAUCAGGUGCAGGAGGUGCUAAAGGCUCUAGAGUCAAUUUUCCAUGUGUUCUGUUUAGUUGAUAGCAGUGGCUCCACCUUUGGCUACUUGUAUGGUGCAAUGGAAAUGGCCGAAGAAGCAAUGGAACAACUUUACAACAAUAACCCAAAUAGGUUCCAGAAGUUAUGGGACACUUUUAAUUCAAGAAAAGGUCGACUUAUGCACCCAAUGCACGCUGCUGCAGCUUUUUUGAAUCCCGCAUUCAUGUGUAGUGAAACUUUUAAACAUAGCCCCAGAAUCAAAGAUGGUAUGAACUUUGUGCUGAAGAAUUUGGUAGCCGACGAAGAAGAAGAUGAUUUUCUUGAUCAAAUGGAUCAGUAUCAUAUGAAAGCAUCGGAAGUGUUCACAUAUACAGCAAUGAAAAUGCUGAAAACAUCUCACCCUCGUAAAUGGUGGGACUAUUGCGGUGAUUAUCUUCCCAUACUAAAAAAAUAUGCUAUCCGAAUUCUAAGCCAACCUUGCAGUAGUUCGUCCUGCAAAAGGAGUCUAAGUGCAUCCGAAGCUGCCCAGAUCAAGCGACGAAGGGAAUCCACACCAGCAGGGCUGGAAAAUUGUCUACAUUUAAGGAUGAAUGCAACGUUGAUGGCAAAAUCAAAUACAAUGAAAACAAUUGACAGGAGGCCAAUUGAUCUGCAAGAACUUGGUAAGCCGAAGUUGAUCAGUGAGAACUCUGCUGAUGGAUUACCAAGUGACCCGAAGAUCCUAUGCCCAAACGAACAACAAAACAGCGGGUCUUUAUUCACAAGGAAUCAGUUAGUAGAACCGAAUUAUCUACAGUUGCAUUUCGUAACGAUGGUUUCCUCUCCCCUGGUAACUGGUCAAAAGGUUGAAGGUGAAGGUGGAUCUCCUAUCCAUGUCUUUCUGGUAGACCCUCAAACUGGUUUUCUUGUGCAAGAUGGUGCAUUGUCAAGGCUAAAGUUGAUUGUCUGUGUGCUGGAAGGUGACUUUAAUGAAGAAGGUGAAGCUGAUUGGGCACAAGAGUACUUCCAGAGUAAUGAAAUAACCUCGAUAAUCCCACUCAUGGCUGGAAAUCUUCAUGUGGUCCUUAAUGGAGGGAUGGGUACACUUGGGGAUAUCACCUUUAAUGAAGAAUCUAGCAUGGCAAGAAACGGGACAUUUAGACUUGGAGUCAAAACUAGUGGAGAUUGUCGUGAAGGAUUCCGCAUUCGUGAGGGCAUAUCCAAUGCUUUUGUUGUGAAGGGUAAUGAGGCUACGAGGUGGAAAAAACCAGCUGCUUAUGAUAUGCUUCUUCCUGACGAUAGGCAUUCUCCGUGCAACUUGCAAGAAUCAUCGAGUUUUCUUGUGACGGGAAAUUAUGAUGAGAUAUACGAUGACUGGUUACUCUGGUCUUUUGAUGAAUCUGGAAGUGUAUACCAGCAUCACCAGCAGGAGUACUGCUUCAAAUCAAAGCAGGCAGCAACAAGAUGGUUUAAGCUGAAAGCCGUCUUGCAGUGGGCAAUUCUAAGGAGAAUAAUUAUGAGGAAGAGGGCUCGAAGAAUGGUUGUGAAGAACAGAGUUGAGAAGCGAUUAGUCAGCACUGCAGGUCAGAAUUGGAAUGUCAAAGAACACAAGCAUGCUCCAGUAACCAGCCUCACACAGAUGUAUUUUACGUGCAAUCAUGAACAUGAAGAUGAUGAGAAAGAUGGAAAACUGAAGCCUAUCAAUUCAAGUGACAGAGACACUGUCCCAUCAAUGCUGGAUACAUCAGGAAUGGGUCAAUCUUUAACUCUCUUCCCAACAUUACUCACUGGAGAUGGUAUCAAGGCAAAGGAGGUUCUCAGUCCUCACAUGGCCCAUUUUAAAGCUACGAAGCAGAAGGGCAAGGAAGUGCUACUAAAAAGGUCUGGAUCAUUCAGAUCAACCAUCACAGAUGCUGGAGGCUCCAUUCCUGCGAAGCCUGACAGCAACUAUUUCAGCCACUCAUUGACGCUUUUCCCAUCAUUAUUGAAUGAUAUGGAGCCCAAUAAAGCUGAUGUUCUGGAGCCAAUGCCUACAAACUCAGGCAGCUACAUUGAACUUACUAAAUUAGCCCCCAUGGCGGCACUUAGUUCUGCUCUAUGUUUGUUAAGCAACGUUAGACAGCCGGCGGAAUCUAGUAGUUGUUUAACAGCGCUUGAUGAUGGUGCCCUUGGACAAUGCAAGUAUGAGAACGACAUGAAACGGGCGAAAAAGAGAUGGCGCAAGCUCAAGUCUGUUUUGCGGUUGGUCUUCUUAUGGAAAGUCAUUGCACCAAGGAGUUUUGAGGGGCAUUCUAAAGGGUCUCAAGUGGGAAACUUUCCUGCAAAAGUGCACUCGUCAGCUGUUUCCCGGCGUGUCCACAGAUAUGUGCGCAGGAAGGACACAAGCUGGACAUUGGUGAUGGGAUCACUGGAAGAUGCAUAUGCCUGGAGGAAGUAUGGUCAGAAAGCGAUUCUGGGUCAGAAGUAUCCCAGGUCUUACUUCAGAUGCCAAAACAGAAAGAUCUCUAAAUGCCGGGCAACAAAGCAGGUCGAGAGACUUGACUCUGACCCCACAACUUACAGAGUGACCUAUUACGGGCACCACACCUGUGACAUGUCCGCUGCUGUCUCAAGCCCAUCACAGCCGUCGCCACCACCAUCGGGUCCAGAGGUAGAAAUGCCAAAGUCUCCUCCUACAAAACGAAUAUCACAGGCCUCUGGCAUUAAAUGCGAUGAUCACAAAGAGAGCACGGAUCAGACAGCCGUUAAUAUGAGCAACCUUGGUGAUGACAUGGAAGAUACAUUGGCGGACCAUCCACUUUAAUUCCACCAUGACAGCAUUGCCUAGCUAGUUUGUAAUUCUUCCCCUGCCCAAUAUACAUAUUUACUUGUAAUCAUGCACCUGCUGGACAUUGUUUGUGGUGUAUAUAUGUUUGUGAUCGGGGACGGAAGUAGGUGGCUGGUGAUCCCCGCCCUGCUGCCUCUGGCAAUCAAUUGAGGGCUGGGAGCCUUGAUUGAGGCUAGAUCUCGCCCUAAUGAGAUCGGGGCUCUGUCGUAGUUUCCCAACCCUGACCAGGGCUAGAUCUCAUGCUACGAGCAUUAUGUUGGAAGAAAUUUUCUGUACAAGUGAUUUCGGAGAGUUUUGUUGUUUGCUUUGGCCAACAUCAUAAUAAUUGCAAUUUCCUUUCUCCCUAAA
Molecule: messenger RNA, 6602 nt
Organism: Punica granatum (pomegranate)
Lineage: Eukaryota; Viridiplantae; Streptophyta; Magnoliopsida; Myrtales; Lythraceae
Source: RefSeq, a predicted model, not a curated record